Cladocopium goreaui is the source of this 768-nucleotide messenger RNA. Lineage: Eukaryota; Dinophyceae; Suessiales; Symbiodiniaceae. The record is from the annotation of a GenBank genome assembly.
AGCAAGUCAAGCAUUAGCUUCUGUGAUGCUGUUUGCGGAAGAUGAGUACGAGGAGCGAGAAUUUAAAAUCGGCCUACCUGUUGGAGUCGAGCUUCCAGCUCUAGGUGAACAACGCCAUUUGUUGGUGAGGCUGUAUGGCUGGCCUAUGGGUUUGUCAGGUGCUAUCACAUGGCGGGGAGUUUGGGCAGCCUUGCCCAUCCUUCUGCAGCGCGCAGAGUCUCUGAAAGGUUCUAGUGUCCUCGAGCUUGGUGCUGGUUGCGGUUUGCUGGCCAACACAGCUGCUGUGCUGGGAGCUCACAGUAUUGCAACCGACGGGAAUGAGGAGGAGAUGCCAUUGCUGCAAAAGAAUGCUUCAACAUUCACAGACCGCCUCCUGAUGGGUGGCUCUUUGUCAGCCGCCCACUUGGAAUGGGGUCAAGCAGCAGCAGAAAGGUCUGGCCUACUGCCGAAGAGCUUCAAGUUCAUCAUCGGCUCUGAGAUUGUGUACAUACCCGAGUGCAUUCCUGCUUUGGUGGAAAGUCUAUGCUUCUUUUUGGCUGAGGAUGGCGAGGUCUUGAUUGCCAACACAGCUGUGGCCACGCGCACGGAUCAGUCAGCCGCACGAGUGAAACUCUGUCAAUGUUUGGAAGCCAAAGGACUAGACUUCCACUUGGAGAUGCCACCACAAGCAUCACCUCCACCCAAUGAAUCUUCAUGGGCAGAAACCUCAUAUGUUUUAUAUAUUUACCGUGGUAAAAAGGAAAGGCUGGAACGAUUCUGAUACUUGCC